Molecule: messenger RNA, 1017 nt
Organism: Serendipita indica DSM 11827
Lineage: Eukaryota; Fungi; Basidiomycota; Agaricomycetes; Sebacinales; Serendipitaceae
Source: the annotation of a GenBank genome assembly
AUGUUUACCCCCGACGAUGUCCCAGAUCUUAGUGGUCGUGUGGCGAUAGUCACUGGUGGGAACCGCUCUAUUGGUCUCGAGACGGUUUAUAUGCUACUCAGGAAGAACUGUAAUGUAUGGAUAGCAGGUCGCUCGCAAUCGGGCUUCGAUGAGGCGAAGAAAAUCCUGGAAACACGACAAGAUAUCAACAAGGAAAUGCUCGAGCGAUUGCAUUUCCAGAAACUCGACCUCAGCGGGAUGAAGAAUGCUCAGCUCUCUGCACAGGAAUUUGCGAGGAACAACCCAUCCAGACUUGACAUCGUCAUUGGAAAUGCAGGAAUAUCCAUGCAACGUUCAGACGAGCUCUCAUCUGAUGGCUACGAACUGACGAUGCAAACUAACCACUUCGGACACUUCAGUUUCAUCAUCACCCUCUUGCCGCUGUUGACCAAGACAGCCAAAGAGCAUGGGGAUGUACGUGUGGUUAUGACAACUAGCGACGCCUAUGCAUACGCCACCAACGGAAUUGACUUUGAGUCUCUGACAAGACCUACUAUGCAGACAGGCAUGCGUGCGUUGACGGACCAGUUUGCCCGCUACGGAGCGUCGAAGUUAGCAAACAUGCUCUUUGCUCGAGAGCUCGACAGAGGAUGGGCAACUCCGUUGAGAAAGCAAGGAGCUAUGGCAUAUGUUGAUUGUGCUCACCCUGGCGCCAUCUUGAAUACGGGACUCGGUAGCAGUGGAUCGGGUGGGCAAUUACCUGGCGUUAUAAAUCUCGCACUUCGUGUGUCAGGAAAAUUUGCCGGAUUCUCGGCUCUCGAGGGUGCAAUGACUCAAGUUUGGGUGGCCACCACCCCAGACCUCAAGGAUAAGGAUCACGGAAAGUAUUAUGUUCCAGUGACCAAUUGGCGUGGUCGAUAUGUUUCAUCGGAAGAGAAGGCCCCUGACACGAAAUGGGCUACCGACGAUGAGCUUGCAGCCAAGUUAUGGAAGUACAGCGAGGAUGCGCUUGUCAAGGCCGGAGGGCAGAGCACUUGA